Molecule: messenger RNA, 1232 nt
Organism: Brassicogethes aeneus
Lineage: Eukaryota; Metazoa; Arthropoda; Insecta; Coleoptera; Nitidulidae
Source: the annotation of a GenBank genome assembly
UUGUUAUAUGUAUGUGUUCCAAAGCACUCUGACAAUCGGUUCUCUACAUGGCAAUAAUUUAAAAUACAAUGCACCAUGUGUAAGUGUAACUAAUUUUAAAGAGAAACAUGUUCAACAAAUAUUUCGUUAAUUACAUUUUUUGGAGUUAGAGUUUAGUUAGAAGAAAAAUAAAUAAUAUGGAAAACAAGGUUGUUAAAUAAUGGAGUGGGCCUACAGUGGCGUAAAUAAGACAGUUUCUAGAAAUGCCGGUACCGAAUGCGAACAAUAUUUAAAUCCUUUCUGGCGAUAUGCGGAAACAAUCGUCGUAUUGCUUUUGGCUGUUGCCUUAUUUAAUUGGAGCUAUUACAAAGUAACAUUGCCUGAAGUAAAAAUAGUGAGAAAUGAAGGAACGGGAAAGAGGAACCUUUUAAUACUCAUGUCCCUUAUAUGGGGCAUGGAAAUUGGCUAUAAACUUUCAUCCAGAACUGUGAUAUACUUGUUAAAUCCUUGCCAUGUUACUACAGCUAUACAGAUUUAUUUAUUGGCUGCACCACCCAGUAAGACGGUAACUGCUGUUUUUCGAUUUCAGUUGAAUCUUUUGAAUGGGCCCUUGCUAGCGUAUUUAUUUCCAGAAACUGAUACCAGAAUUAUGAUGUUAGAAAAUGGAAUUUAUUGGAUUCAGCAUGGAUUGAUGUUUAUAGUGCCUUAUUAUCUUUUACGGCUAGGAGGCACUUACAAUAUAGAACCACUGAGUGAUAUUUCAUGGAAUGCCCUCAGUUACAGUAUAAAUUUAAUUUACCAUUUUGCUGUUUUACAAGCUAUAGCAAUACCAACUGAAGUAAAUUUAAAUCACAUGUUGUGCCCAGCAAUACUGGACCCUUUUCAGGGCCAACUUUACAGAGUUUGCGCAGUAAUUCAUCAAGCUUUCUUAUGCCCCGUACUAUGCAAACUUUACUGUUGCCUAUCAGAAUUUUUCAUAACCGAAUUUUCACUUACCAAAGUCAAAACAUCACCAAACUGUAAAACUUUACCAUAUAGGAAUGCCAUUACUGAAACAAAAGGUCAUCAACAUAGUGACUAAUUUUAAUUAACCAAAUACAAUAUAAGUUUUAAAACUGCUACAGGACCUGUAGUUAUACCUGGUAUAACAUAAAAUAUCUCCCUAUAGAAUGUAUAAACAAUAUAAUUUUUAGUACGAAUUCUUUAAUAUUUAUUUAUUGUUGCGCAAUAUUAACAUUAAUAAAGCAACAAAU